Siniperca chuatsi (mandarin fish) is the source of this 2159-nucleotide messenger RNA. Its product is annotated as cholesterol 24-hydroxylase-like. Lineage: Eukaryota; Metazoa; Chordata; Actinopteri; Centrarchiformes; Sinipercidae. Gene Ontology annotation, biological process: cholesterol catabolic process. The record is from RefSeq and is a predicted model, not a curated record. Gene Ontology annotation, molecular function: cholesterol 24-hydroxylase activity; iron ion binding; heme binding. The transcript is spliced from 15 exons. The coding region runs from base 90 to 1592 and encodes 500 amino acids.
GAACGACUGACUAAGUUUCACUUCACUUUGGACUAACGUUAGCUAUCUAGCGGUACAACGUUACGGUCUAUGAGACUUGACUUACAGUAAUGGCAAUUUUCCAUGUGAUUUUGAGCUGGACUGCUCAAGUGCUUAUGUUUCUGUUCUUUAUUAUUUUCAUAGCGUUUCUUGGUUACUGCUUGUAUAUUAAACACAUUCACAUGAAAUAUGACCACAUACCUGGGCCUCCGAGAGACAGUUUUCUCUUCGGACAUUCACCAACGCUUUUGAGGGUAAUGAAAAAUGGCGGAGUUGUACAUGACACAUUUCUGGAAUGGGCCGAGAAACAUGGUUCUGUUUGCAGGGUGAAUAUUCUGCAUUACGUUUCACUCUGUGUGACCUGUCCAGAGGCGACCAAGGAAAUCCUGAUGUCCCCAAAGUAUCCCAAAGAAAGAUAUCUUCACAGCAGACUCUUCAACCUGUUUGGUCAAAGGUUCCUAGGUAAUGGUCUGAUAACAGCACAGAACCAUGAACUGUGGUAUAAACAGCGCCGGAUCAUGGACCCUGCUUUCAGCAGCUUGUAUUUGAGAGGUCUAAUGGGCACUUUCAAUGAGAGGGCAGAGAAGCUGAUGAAUAAACUUACUGAUGUCGCUGAUAACCAAACAGACGCCAACAUGCUCCACCUAGUCAACUGUGUUACCCUUGAUGUUAUUGCUAAGGUUGCAUUUGGUGUGGAUUUAGACCUGUUGAAGAAUAGUUCACCUUUCCCUAAAGCCAUUGAGACAUGCCUGAAAGGUUUGGUAUACUCUGUCAGAGACAUCUUUUUUGAGUUUAAUCCAAAGAACCGACCAUUCAUUAAUGAAGUGAGGGACGCUUGCCGCCUGCUGCGUACAACUGGAGCUCAGUGGAUUAAUGACAGAAAGACUGCCAUGCAAAACGGCGAGGACGUCCCCAAGGACAUCCUCACGCAGAUCAUCAAAACUGCUGGCAAAGAGGAGAGCAUGACUAAAGAAGAUGAAGAGUUAAUGUUGGACAAUUUUGUGACAUUUUUUAUCGCGGGGCAAGAAACAACAGCUAAUCAGCUGGCUUUUUGCAUCAUGGAACUUGCAAGACAUCCUGAUGUACUGGAGAAAGUAAAGAAAGAGGUGGAUGAUGUCAUUGGGAUGAAACAGGACAUUAGUUAUGACGAUCUGGGGGAACUGAGCUACCUCUCACAGGUGCUAAAAGAGACUCUGAGGAUUUACCCGACAGCUCCAGGCACAUCUCGUGAUGUACUGCAAGACAUUGUCAUUGAUGGUAUCCACAUACCUGGAGGAGUCACAUGUUUUUUUAGCAGCUAUCUGACUGGGAGAAUGGAUAAAUUCUUCAAGGACCCGCUGACAUUUGAUCCAGACAGAUUUCACCCAGAUGCUCCCAAGCCCUAUUACUGCUACUUCCCCUUUUCCCUCGGCCAACGCUCAUGCCUGGGACAGAACUUUGCUCAGAUGGAGGCUAAAGUGGUGAUGGCCAAGCUGCUCCAGAGGUUUGACUUCACCCUUUUGCCGGGACAGACCUUUGACAUCCUGGACACUGGCACGCUCAGGCCGAAGAGUGGAGUGGUGUGCUCUCUGUGAGACACAGGAAUCCCAAGACAUAAAUGGUCAUACAGCACCAUAACAUAAUAAUAGUCUAUGUGGUGAAAUUGGGUUAUUGGGUUGUUUAGACUAGCUUACUGCCUGCAGCGCUGUACUCCUGCCUGAGCCAAAAGCGUCUUAUGCUGCCAAGUUGUUUUAUUAUGUUUUCUAUUCAUUUUAUUUAGCCUUUGUAAAGAAAACAGUAUCAGUGAUGCUCAUUUUAAUGAUAUACACAGUAUAUUCACAUGAAGUUAUAGUGAUGUUUUUAUAAUUUCCUAACCAUGAGGAUACGGGGAGUAGGUUAUCAUUAGCACUUUAAUCUUGGUGGAACUAACCCUUUAGCUCUGCGUAGUUGUUCUUCCAUACUCGCUGAGCUUCUAAACUCUUAGAACUUAAACGUUUGUGCCUUUAACAAUAAUAAUAAAAGCUGAAUUUACCAUUUUUACACAAAUGAAAUCAAACCACAGAAGGAAAUGAUCAACUGUUUUACACAUUAUUUUACGGAUGUAGAAAUAACUUGUUAUUAUUUGGUUGUUUUGCACUUUAAUAAACUGAUAAUUGAUUUAA